This is a messenger RNA of Halteromyces radiatus, 1209 nucleotides long. RefSeq names its product developmentally-regulated GTP-binding protein 1. Gene Ontology annotation, biological process: cytoplasmic translation. The transcript has 12 exons. The coding region runs from base 43 to 1143 and encodes 366 amino acids. Gene Ontology annotation, molecular function: GTP binding; GTPase activity. Lineage: Eukaryota; Fungi; Mucoromycota; Mucoromycetes; Mucorales; Cunninghamellaceae. Gene Ontology annotation, cellular component: cytoplasm. The record is from RefSeq and is a predicted model, not a curated record.
CGAAGGUCUCUUUUUACUAUCAAACUAUCCAAGAACUAGAAAAUGAGUGUCGUCGAACGUAUUAAGGAAAUCGAAAAUGAAAUGGCAAAGACCCAAAAGAAUAAGGCCACUUCUUACCAUUUGGGUCAAUUGAAGGCAAAGCUUGCCAAACUUAAGCGUGAAAUUAUGACACCUUCAGGAGGUGGCGGUGGUGGCGGUGUUGGUUUCGAUGUAGCAAAAACUGGUGUUGCUCGUAUUGGUUUUGUUGGUUUUCCUUCUGUAGGCAAGUCAACCUUGAUGUCUAAACUUACUGGUACUCAUUCUGAAGUUGGGGCUUAUGAAUUCACUACUUUAACAACUGUACCUGGUGUUGUCCAAUACAAGGGUGCCAAACUUCAAAUUCUUGAUCUUCCUGGUAUUAUCGAAGGUGCCAAAGAUGGUAAAGGUCGUGGCCGUCAAGUAAUUGCAGUUGCUCGUACUUGUUCUUUGAUCUUUAUUGUAUUGGAUGUACUCAAACCUAUGACUGACAAGAGGAUUAUUGAAAAAGAAUUGGAAGGAUUUGGUAUUCGACUUAACAAGAAACCUCCUGCGAUUAUAUUCAAGAAAAAGGAAAAAGGUGGAAUCAAUAUGACCAAUACAGUUCCAUUGACCCAAAUUACUCAAGAUGAAGUGAAAGCUGUGCUUAGUGAAUAUCGUAUCCACAAUGCUGACAUUUCCUUCAAAGAAGAUUCCUCUAUCGAUGAUCUUAUUGAUGUUGUCGAAGGCAAUCGUAUCUAUAUCCCUUGUAUCUAUGUUCUCAACAAAAUCGAUCAAAUUUCUAUUGAAGAAUUGGAUCUCAUUUAUAAGAUUCCCAAUGCGGUACCUAUUUGUGCCCACCACGAAUGGAACUUUGAUGAAUUACUAGAAACUAUGUGGAAGAAACUUGCCUUAGUACGAAUCUAUACGAAACCAAAAGGACAAUUACCAGAUUAUGAACAACCUGUCGUACUUACAUCUGAAAAAGCAUCAGUGGAAGACUUUUGUAAUAGUAUUCACAAGGCUAUUUUGGAUCAAUUUAAAUGUGCAUAUGUAUGGGGUUCUUCAGUGAAACAUAAUCCUCAAAAGGUUGGUAAGGAACAUAUACUCCAAGAUGAAGAUGUGGUGCAAAUUGUUAAAAAGGUGUAGUUUAGUUUACUAUUUAUUUUGUUUGAUACAAGUUUUUAUGAAUAAAUAAUUUUUCAACACCAUGAA